AUGUGUUAUUCACCUGCACUCAAUCAGUUCGACAACAUAUUGAACCAUGUGUUCUCGCAAAAAAAGGACCUCUACAACACUAUGGGCCUAAAUCAGGUUUCUCUCUGGGUUCUUGAGAGAGAUGAUGUUUUUGUGAAGAUAACACAUUGGGGGGUUUGUUAUGGUGAUGUUGUCUGGACAAGAAAUGGACUUGGAGACUCAAUUUAUCCUCUGGUACCUGGGCAUGAGAUUGCUGGAGUUGUCAAAGAGAUUGGUUCGAAUGUCAAAAAGUUCAAAAUUGGAGAUCAUGUUGGUGUUGGGACAUUUAUAAAUUCAUGUAGAGAUUGUGACUAUUGUAAUGACUUUCUAGAAAUCCAUUGCUCAAAAGGUCCAGUCUUCACUUUCAACAGCCUUGAUUUAGAUGGUUCCAUAACGAAAGGAGGAUAUUCCAGCUACAUAAUAGUCCAUGAGAGGUAUUGUUACAGAAUACGUGACGGCUACCUACUAGCUAUGGCAGCACCUCUACUCUGUGCUGGCAGUACAGUGUAUACUCCCAUGAUAUGCUACAAGAUGAACCAACCCGGUAAAUCUCUUGGUGUAAUUGGACUUGGUGGCCUUGGCCAUCUGGUGGUGAAGUUUGGAAAAGCGUUUGGUCUGAAUGUAACUGUUUUCAGCACAAGUGAAUCCAAGAAAGGGGAAGCUCUAGAUGUUCUUGGAGCAGAUGGAUUCCUGAUAUCAUCAGAUCAGGAGCAAAUGAAGUCAUUGAUGAAGUCCCUGGACUAUAUCAUUGACACUGCUUCCGGCGAUCACCCCUUUGAUCCUUACAUGUCUCUGUUAAGGAUUGGUGGGGUUUGGGUCAUGGUUGGCUAUCCUAGUGAAGUCCGAAUGCAUCCUGGAAGCGUCAAUAUCGGCGCACGAACCAUUGCAGGGAGUAUGACACGUGGUACUAAACAGACACAAGAAAUGCUAGACUUUUGUGCAGAAAACAAGAUAUACCCAGAGAUUGAGAUCAUUGAAAUUCAGUACCUAAAUGAGGCACCUGAAAGGCUCAUAAAUAAGGAUGUAAAGUUUCGCUUUGUGUUUGAUAUUGAGAACUCUCUGAAGCGAGGAAGCUACAAGAGAACUGCAAAGAUUCGAUCCGUCAUGUAA
This is a messenger RNA of Elaeis guineensis (African oil palm), 1128 nucleotides long. The record is from RefSeq and is a predicted model, not a curated record. Lineage: Eukaryota; Viridiplantae; Streptophyta; Magnoliopsida; Arecales; Arecaceae.